Messenger RNA from Apis cerana (Asiatic honeybee), 8898 nucleotides. RefSeq names its product homeobox protein caupolican. NCBI's taxonomy places the organism in Eukaryota, Metazoa, Arthropoda, Insecta, Hymenoptera, Apidae. The record is from RefSeq and is a predicted model, not a curated record. Gene Ontology annotation, cellular component: nucleus. Gene Ontology annotation, biological process: cell development; neuron differentiation; regulation of transcription by RNA polymerase II. Gene Ontology annotation, molecular function: DNA-binding transcription factor activity, RNA polymerase II-specific; RNA polymerase II cis-regulatory region sequence-specific DNA binding.
UUGCGCGCGCGUAUCGCGUUCCUAUUGGCCUCGGUUCGUGUUUACGACGCUUGUCCGUUACUAACUCGCGAAAAAGUGAGUUUCGGGCUUUCCAGAGAACGACGGCUGUGUUUGCGAAUUUCUUUCGCUUUCGAUAUUCGAAAAUUAAAAUUCGCUCAAACGGGCACCGUCUAACUAGUUUAGAAUAAUUUUGAUAUUUAUACGUCUCGUGUAACGAACGUCUCGUGGAAUAAAUAUUAUAUUCCGUGUUAUACGAACGAGAAUAUUUUUUCUUCCACUUCUCUCACUGGAUCGAAUUAUCGCGAGGAUUAAAUUCGAAAUUGUGUCGCGUGUGCCCCAGUGGUGGUGGCUCUCUAGGAGAGCCGCAUUGUCAAGUUUCUCCGGUUACUUUGCACGAGAGGCGAUAACUCGCGAUCAAACCGCCACUUAGCUCAACUUUAACACGCGUAAUCCUGUUUACGAAGAACCCUUUACACGGGUCCUGUUCCAGAGAGGACCGUAUUCUUCUUCGUUUCGCGUCGAGAUUCCCGAAAAUUACGAGAUCUACCGCGAUAAUCCGAAAUUACAGCCUCGUGGACGCACUUCCGAUUCGUGAUUGCGUAAAUCGAUACGGGAUCGUGAAUACGUUUCGAUUGUUUAAUAAAACGCGGGAUUAUCUCGACGGAGGCGACCGAUCAGUUUGGCGUGUCGAUACAUUGUAUAUUCGCGGCCGUCGGGAAUGAGAAGGGGUUGCCGCGCUUACGUCGAAAUUACACGUUCGAGUACCGGAGUAAAUUAUUCCUCAUCAUCGACGUCGAAAGAGGCUACGUUCUCUUUACACCUGCGUCACGCAUCGCUUAUUCGUGCGCUGCGGAUCAUCGAUAAACCGUACUUAACGUUUUUUCCAACCAUCGCUCGCGCUUACACUCGAAAACCAGCCUCGUACCGCUUCGAGCGUCUUCCAAUUAAAACAUACGUUAUAAUUAUCCGGCUAUCACGAUCGACUGUAUUUUCCCUCCUCGAUUUCGAUUUUAUUUCUCAAUUAUUUCUCGCCUUUCUUUCUCUGUCUCUGGAAAUAUAUUUUAUUCUUCAAUUUUAGAUGUAUUCUAUAUGAUUUUUAAACCUAAAUUGGAUUUCGUUCGAGUCGAAAUUACGUAUUAAUAAGAUUCUGAAAAUAGGAUAUUUGAAUAAAUUAAGAUAAUUUAAAAACCUGUAAUGUCACUCCAACGAUACUGCAAUACAUAUUUCAAAAUAUCAAAUAUAAUAAUAAUAAUAAUAAUCUACGUUAGAAAAUCCAUUAACCAAAAAACUGGACUCGCACCGUUCUAAACGACGAACUCCGUCCACAUAUCGACGGAGGUUAAGCGUGGAAGCGAAGCGUUCUCUCAGGAUUAUCUCGGUUGGUGCCGCGGGGGUGAAAGCGUGCUUUUAAAAGGUUCCGAUGGGAAACCCAGCAGGGCGUGAAUGGCUCGAGACGCGUUCCGAGGAGCAUUCCGUGAGAGACGAAUUGGCGAAACGAGGAGGGAAUAAAGGCAGCGCGACGCACUCGUGGGGGGAGGCUCCCUGGGUGUAGACCCCAGAGCGUGCUACGGGGCGCACACGCGCGCCGCCACGCAUGUGUCUUUAUUCACGAAACUUCGGUUUACCUUCCGGCUCUGUCUCUGCCCUUUUUCCUCUCGAACAGGAGAGCAGGAGAGAAAUUAGAAGAGUCCACUUAUGGCAAUACCUCGACGCGUACGUCGUCGUUGGGGCUUUGUUUUUCAUCGAAAGUGGUUGGACGGCCCGGGCGAAUAAAAGUCGUGGGAUCGUACGGGUGGCGGUGAUCCGCGCCCGUCCAAUUUCCUCGCCGGGACGCUAUUUAGGUAUAUCCAUAGGCGAUAAAUUAUCGGGUGAAAUUUGUAGCCGGCGCGUCCGCGGGGCGUCGAAAUAUCUUACGACUAUUUAGCGCGACGUGGAAUCCCGUUUUUCGUAAACAUGUCCGCGCCACGAAAGAUACGGUCGUUUUAUAUAAAAAACGGUGGCGACGCUCGGGAUUUCUUCUUCUUCUUCUUCGUUUUCUUCCUCUUCUUCUCCGCCGCAGCGAAAACAAAAGGGAGGGAGGAAAAUGGUGCGUGUGAAAAUAAUGUUUUCGUUGAUCCUCGUUUGUCACGUGGGCGACACCGAUUUCGACACACCGACUCUACGAAUAGAAAGGUUAUACGUGAGCGAACCUCUUUUCCUUCGUUUUUCCUUCUCCCCCUUUUCCUCCGUUUCCACGAAUAUUUAUUUUCGAUCGUUUCGUUUCCAAAAAGUGUGAUAUAUAUUUUUAUAGUUUGAAAAUUUUUGUAGUGAAAAAUAUGUGAGAGUUUCUACCUAUCGGGAGGAAAAAUACCCAAACCAAAAAGGUUAAAAAGAUUUUAUUUACCGAUGCUCUACUCAAUUCUUCUCGAAAUAACUCCGCGCCCCUGCCGUAUUAAUUACCAGGAUUCGUUUCAUCCUCAUUUACCGCGAGCUAAUUUACCGCGGAGAAGCCGUAUAUGCGCGCGAUCCUUCCCUCGCGAGCACUCCGCGAGAGAGAUCGACGACGUACGCCGCCUUUGGGAAGCGAUUAAUCGCGCCACCGUUGCCUCCCUUACGACAGAAUUUCGCUCAGAGUUGGAAUAAACGGAGAGGAAGUGGCGACGCACGUGGGACUUUGGGGUAUUUUGGGAUCUGGAACGAUUAAAUUUAUUGAAAGUUUAAAAGUUUAAAGAAAAAAAAAAGAAAAAGUGACGCCUCGUGAAAUUGAAAAAAAUUGUAUUCCGUAAUCUAAUUUAACUUGGUUACGCUCGAUUCUCGUACGUGUAGAUAAUUUGUAAAUAUUAUAUCUUACACGCGAUUAUCUAAAUAGGCUCCGUGAAUUAUAUCCUGUAACUUAUCAUCGAUGUUAUUCGAGAACAUUCAUAAGGAUUCCAUGCAAAAAUGACAGGUUACUCUCCGGCCAAUCGUAUGAUUAUUCAAAUGGAAGUCCCAGUGCACUUAAGAGUAAGCUGGAUGGAGAGUACUUCUCGAGUAGAGAGAUCUCUCCACUUGAAAAGUUAUGAAGGAACUAGAUGAGGCAUAGCUGCUCGGAAUUAUUAUUAUGUAAAUCACUCUGCGUAAUUAAAUAAUCAAUUGGCGUGUUUAUUAUUAUCCUCGACAAUUCUCUGUCUCAAUAUUGCAUUCAUUUGUCGCGUUUUUUUUUCCAGCGCGUGCAACAGGUAUAAUCAACGAGAUAGACUUUUUUUCCUUUUUUAUUCUUGUUUAGCGAUUCCGUAUUGUAGGAAUUAUUAAUUUUAAUUAAAUAGUUACCGCGACGUUAAUAUCUUGUUCUCCUUACGCGAUACAGAUCUCGUUUCUUUUUUUCCGAGCCAAAAGUAUCGAGGAACUUGUUCAAUUAAAUAUAUAUUACAUAGGUUAUUUUCUUCGAUCGCGUAUGGAUAGUGUUUAUAUUGAUUAUCGAUAUUAUUACGAAUCUUCCAACUUGGAUCAAUUAUAUAUCGAUAGAUCGUUCACUUUUCAUUUAUUAUUAUCUACUUCGGAAAUACGAAAACGCUAGCUCGACGGAAAAUAAUAUAGCUAAUGAAAGGCGAAAUUUAUGGUAUAUUUUUUCGGUACGAAAUUACACGCUUCGCCGAGUUUACCGAACUCGGCCGAUGACUCCCGAGUAUAGCCGAGUGUAACCGCGAGAAGCCGAACAAUAAGAAAUAAAUACUUUAAUUCCAACUGUUGUGAAGUUUACUUUUAUUUUAUUUAUCUAUUGUUGUUAGCGUACCGAUAUCGUAAUAAUCUUUCAUGUUACAUAAACGUAAUAGAAUAUUUUUAUGCCCGUGUACAACAAUUAGGCACGAAAACGGUAUACGCGACAAGAUAUUUGCUAUCUUUAGUCUCCAUAAGCUCAUCGUUGAUAUCGCUCGAACAAAUGAGGGUAUUUUUAUUCGGUAAAAAGGGGUCGAAAGCAUUUCUUACCGCAUUAGCAUGCAACGAGUAUAAUUUUCGUGCGAUAUUUCGAUCGUUUAUAAAAGUGCAAACACGGCUCGUUGAUGUACGAAGGUUGAUCCCGACAAUUUGACUUAUUCGAGCGGCGAGACGAUAAAUUUCCAUUUAAUUUAUUCGGUCUCGAAACGCUCGAGUGGCAUUCACGGUAUACACGGCUGUCAUUAUACGAAAUUACGUGACAAUUAUCGCUAUCGGGGAACCCUGAUCACGAGGGGACAUCGAUGUCGCGCUACAUAAUUCCAGUUACGAGAAACGUCUGCUGGUGAGCGGCGGACAGCCAACAACGGCGACGUCGCCGGCGAUGUCGUCGGGGGGCGCCCUAAGUCCUGGCGCCCUCUCACCGUCGUCGACGGCGACGACGACCGGCGCCGCGGCGGCAGCCGCCUCCGGUGGGGCGAGCACCCCCGUGGCGGGUGCCACGGGACCCGGUUGCUGCGAGAACGGCAGACCCAUGAUGACCGAUCCAGUCACCGGCCAAUCUGUGUGCAGUUGUCAGUACGACAGCGCGGCGAGGCUAGCUUUGGGAGCGUAUCCAAGGCUAGCACCGACCGCGACCUCCUACUCGUCGUAUCCCACGCCGACACCCUCCACCACCGACCAAGGACCCUAUCCUAGCAUUGGAAUGGACAGCUCCGCGUUCUACCCUCCUUUGGGAAAUCCGUACGGAUUGAAGGACACGACGGGAAUGGGGAUGACGGCGGAUAUGGGUGCAGCAUGGGGCACGGCCGCCCUUCAACCUGCCGCCACGGGUUACUACCCCUACGAUCCAACCCUGGCCGCCUACGGAUACGGCGCCGGAUACGAUUUGGCAGCGCGGCGGAAGAACGCGACGAGGGAGUCGACGGCCACGCUGAAGGCAUGGCUGAACGAGCACAAGAAGAAUCCUUAUCCGACCAAGGGCGAGAAGAUCAUGCUUGCGAUCAUUACGAAGAUGACACUGACGCAGGUAUCCACUUGGUUCGCGAACGCGCGGCGGCGUCUGAAAAAAGAGAACAAAAUGACCUGGGAGCCGAAAAACAAAACCGACGAUGACGAUGACGCGGUUCUCACGGACUCGGAGGAUAACAAGGAGAAGGACGAUCUCGCGGGUGACAAUCAAGGCGACAGGGUCGGAGAGGAGGCGAGGAGAGGCCUCGAGGAAAAUGAGCCGAUGAGGCACGUGAAAGCGGAGCACUUGCAGCACGACAAGGACCUGGACGAGGAGGACGACCUCGACCUCGAGGAGGAUCCCCGCCGGGGCGAGCACCCGUUUCACCACGCGAUGCAGCACCACCACCACCACCACCAAGCGUACCCGGGCGAGGACCACCUCAAGGACGAGGGGAUCGUCAAAAGCGACUGCAGCGCGGCGGGCGUGCCGAUACCCGCGACCAAGCCGAAAAUCUGGUCGCUGGCCGACACGGCCGCGUGCAAGACGCCCCCGCCCCCUACCCACCCCCAUCAUCAGCAGUACCAUCACCUUCAUCACCAGCAGCACUACGGCCAGCAGCAGCACCACAUGCCCAACCAAGGCCACCACCAUCACUCGCAGCAGCCGUGGCUCGGCUCAGGGGGCGGGGGCGGGGGCGGAGGCAACCUGAGCUCGUUCGCGCUUCCGUCCUCGGCGUCGAUGAGCCCGUCCGCGGCCGCCACAGCGCCUUACUCGAGCGCCGCCGCGAGGUACGGCGGAUUCCUCUCGUCCUCGUCCGGUGGCCAGCUGCACUACAACCCCAACUCGUCCUCCGGCUCGAGCUCCUCGGCGUCCUCCUCGGCGGCUGCGGGGUUUCCCGAGGUUGGUACGGACACCCCACCCCAGACACCGCCCAACAUGAAGGUGGCUACACCGAAUGGAGUGAUCCAGGCACCACCGGGCGGUUACUGCACUGGUGGCAACGGCAACGCGACGACCAACGGUAAUCCAAAUCCGUACGGGCAGAGCCACCCGGCGGCCGCCGGCUAUCUGUCGACCAGUUCCGGCUCGGCGAGCAGCGGCUCCUCGUUCAGCUCGAGGCUGCAGGCGUCCCCGCACAAGGACUUCUCGCCAGCGGGGCAGAAUUCUAUUCUCCACCAGCACCAGACCACUGCCAGCUUGCCGCCCACGGAGGCCACCACCGCGUUCAAACCGUUCUACAAGGGCUCGCAGUCCAUGGGUAGCGGAUUCGUGUCGCCGGUCUAAGGAACUCGCUGGAUCGAUUCUGGAUCGACGUCGCGUUCCUCCAGGAUCGAAGAAAAGGGCUGUAAAUACGCUCCGCAGAGGGACUCUUCGGGAUUUGCCAUCGCGACUUCUGCGCCAGGAGGAGAGAAAAAGAAUUAGCGAGGGUGGAAAAAAUAUAUAUAUACUCUAAAAGAAACGGAAGUAUCGUCCUUGAGAUACAUAAAUCGUGACGCGGGGGCACGGAAAGACGAAUGGGGAAUGCGAGCGCGUGCGCGCCAGAGUCGGCUCAGAGGAGAUUUAGGAAUUAAGGGAAUUACGUCCAAGUGCCUGCUUACGCACGAGCACGUAAGGGAGAAGAAGGGAUAGGUAGAUCUCGAGGAGGAGACGUGCGCUGAAUCGUGGAGAUUUUAGGUGAGGAUCGCCUAUGAUUUUUUGAAACUGGUCGAGCAAUUUCGAAAAGAUGCUUAACAUAAUGGAGGAGGAAUGUUUCCUUAGUCAACCAAUUCUUCGAUUCGUCGUCCCUGUAAAUAACGUAGGACAUCUUGCGGAUGAUUCGAGAGCUAAAAGAGACCGGUAAGAAAGCGUAAUGUAAUAGGUCGUUUUGUACAUAUAUAUAAAAAUUGCGAAUGGAUGGAGAAACGAGAGUUUCGUGCAGAAUUAUUUUCUCGUUCGUUCCAUCCGUAAUCUGUUCAGUCUCGCGAUAGUCCACCAGCCGAGACCCGCAAAAUCAUACGGGCAACGUGCAAAAUAACAGCCAUUUUCAGCUCCAAAAGCGAGCCCUGAUGCGGUCGUGGAUCACCGUUCCAUUACACGGUAUUUAUUCGUUACACAAGUUUUUUUUCACCGCACCAACGUAAAUUCCUUUCUUUCUUUAUUUCGCGAAGAUAAAACGAAAACUUUUCGCGUUACGUUUUGUGUCGUUUAAAAAUUUUGUUUCUCGCCAAAAAGGAAAAAAGCGAACGGAAACGCGUUUAUAUGACGUGCGCAUUGCCGGUAGCGCCCUCUUUGGCAUCACAGAUACGCGCGAUAUCAAAGUUAUCGAUACACUGCUGAAAAAAGUGUUUAUUUUUAAAAGUCACUGGAGUCGUAACGAAUAUAUACGGUGUUGUGAAAUACGAGCGACUCUUGUACAAACUUCCCGAUAUCCUUCGACCAACUCGCGUGUCCUUUUGUCCUGUCCGAGGAUUGGCCGCAGCGUCGUCGAGGAGGCGGAGAAGGGGAAGAAGGAGGAGAAGGCGGAUCGCACAGGCGCUACUCUAUCCUUAACCUACCGGAGUAACUCUUUAAUUAAACUCCCGAUGAAUUAUUCUCGUGUACACGCUGUUUGGAAAAAAAAAGAAAUGACUUGGCGGAUCUUUGGAAAAUUUGUCAAAGUCGAGUCCACGGUGUGAGAGAAGCCGAUUCAAAAUUAUUGCAACGCAUAGGCGGAAGCGGAGUGACGAACAAUUUUCCCGCUGUGCCGUAUAGACUAUUCGAAACUCCGUGAUCUUUUUCUCCCGAAUACCGCUCGAGUUUCAUAUCUCUCGAGCGACCGAAGUUCGUCACUCAUGGAUGUUGCCCACCAUGGAUGAUCGUCGUAUGGUGAAGAGAAUGGUUAAUGAACUAAUUAAGUGUAAAAAAAAAAAAAAUUCGUCCUUUUCCCGCGGCGGGCAUCGUGCACACUCCCAAUAUGGACUCUCCUGCGACACGCGCGCCACGAGACUUCGACGAUAGCAACGUGUUCCGUUUUAAUUAGCAUCGUAUUUCAUUACUUUCGACCCGACUCUGUGCAAUAUAUUUCUUUUUCCUUUUAUAUAUAUAUUUUUUUUUAGAUCGUGCGCUCGUUGAUUGUUCGCGUUUCUCGUGGAAAUGGAACAUUUCGAUAUAUAAUACGUGUAUGUGUGUGUGUGUGUGUGUGUGCGAGUGAGCGAAUACGUGUGUUCGUAUGUGUAACAAUUUUAAUCUCUUUGGAUCCCUUUGAUUCGAUUAAAUUUCGUGGUUUUUGGCGAUAGGAAUUUUCAAAGGGCAACCUUUGACCCGUGGUUUCAGAGAAACGAAACGGUGCACGGUGCUCGAGAUUGUUAAUAUUUUUUUAUAUCGUACGUGUAUAUCGUAUAAAUCAUCCCUCCUUUCGAUAUUAUUGAUGGUAGAGUUGUUUCUCGAUUUCUUUCGAACGAGCGGAAUGGACACGAAGGAAAGGCGAAGGCAGGAAGGGGAGAGAAGAAAGAAAGAAAGAAAACUAAUUGUAGAAAUCAUUUUGUACUUUGACACAAUGUGUAAGUGAGUGUGGUGCGUGAUUUGCGUCGUUUGCUUCGAGAGAAAGAGAGAGAGAGAGAGGAGGAAAAAUUGGAGGAGAUACGAGAAAGGAGCGCGAUAGAAGAAAUUGUACAUUGUUUUGUAAAGAGUACAUUUAUUUAUAUCUGUGAUAAUGGGCAAGGUUAAGUAGAAAUGGAAAGAGAAGAGUUGCAAACGAGAGAAACGGUUGAGAGAAUGCGAGAAAGAGAGGAAGAAUGGAGAAUAUACACAUGGACGAAAAUAUAUAUAUAUAUAACCGGAGGAAAUACUACUGGUACCGAUAUACCACGACGAAGAUGGUCGGUGCUCGUGCAUUCGUUGACACGUAUGUAUAUCGUAUAUAGACUAAUUAAAUAAUAGAGACUCGAUCAUGAUUUUUGUAAAUAAUAAUCAGCGUAGCCAGGGGAGAUACCAUCAUCGAGGGUCGAGUGUAUCGUUUUAUGAAUCCAUGCGAGAAAAUAAAAAUUGAAAAAAAAAAAAAUUAAAAAAAACGAAAAAAAAAAAAAAUAAAAGAA